AUGGCGGGUGCGUCCACGGCCUUGCCUCUCUCGCUUCUCUCCAGAGAUGCUCAGCGCCUUCCCCAGUCUCCUUCGUCCCCAACCGCUUCCGACCUCCAUUCACUUUCGUCUGCCUCCUCACGCCUUCCGGAAGGCCCCGAAGGAGCCUCGCAACCCAAGCCGUGGCCGCUCUGUUGCAUGCCGCUUUUCCUCACAGAAAAUCCUCUCUUCAACGCAGGUUUUGGCCUCGCAGUCCUAGGAACCGGCGCCGCGCUCGCGCGUCGCAGCUGGCAAGGCCUCCAGGCUGUUGCUCGGCGGCAGCUUCUCACUUCUCUAGAAAUCCCUGUCCGCGAUCCUGCCUAUCCAUGGGUCAUGCAGUGGCUGGUCUCCCGAGGCAGCUUGGCCCACCAUCUCGGCAUCUCGACCGAGUAUUGCAAGGACAACGCCGGAAAUGUCCAGGCGGUCUUCAACUACAUUCCUAGUCCAGGCAGGCACGUGAUGCGCUACAAAAACGCCCCGCUGGUCAUCGAGAGAACGCGGUCUGGUGAGACCAUGGAUUUCCAAACGGGCACGCCCUGGGAAACUCUCACUCUGCAAACCUUCGCCUUCCAGCGCCACAUCAUACAGGAAAUCCUGGAAGAGGCGCGCCGGAAUGCCCUCGCGAAGGAAGAGGGGAAGACGGUGAUUUUCCGAAGCGUCGCGUCCGAGUGGCGAAAAUAUGGCGAACCAAAGACAGUCCGUCCUUUCGAUUCCGUCGUGUUGGCGGACGGCGUGGCAGAGCAAGUCUAUGCGGACGUUCUGAGCUUCUUGAAGUCGUCGCAGUGGUAUCUCCAGAGGGGCAUUCCUUACCGGCGAGGCUAUCUCCUUCAUGGUCCCCCAGGGUGUGGCAAAAGCAGCUUCGUCAUGGCGCUCGCGGGGAAACUCAAGUACAACAUUUGCGUCAUGAAUGUAGGGGACCCGCUCAUGACGGACGACCGUCUUCAGUACCUUCUCGCGACGGUCCCGCCGCAGUCGAUUUUGCUCCUCGAAGACAUCGACGGGGCUAUACAGCGGUCGGAGUCGGCGCUUGGAGGGAACAGUGCGGAAGACCGGAAGGGGGCAAAUCCGUACGGCAUGCGCGGCGUGACAUUUAGUGGACUUCUGAAUGCUCUGGACGGGAUCGUGGCAACGGAAGAGCGUGUGACCAUCAUGACCACAAACCACCCUGAAAGACUUCCGGACUCCCUCAUUCGUCCUGGUCGCGUCGACAUCAAGGUCAGAGUUGGAUACGCGACGCGUCCUCAGCUGCGGAGGCAGUUUCUCCGGUUUUUCCCGGGAGAACAAGCGGCAGCUGACAAGUUCGAAGAGAUUCUCAGUGGGAUUCAACUUUCUAUGGCAGAACUACAAGGGUUCUUUUUAUUCUGCAAAGACAAUGUUGACCAGGCUUUGGCAAUGGCUGAAUCAUGGAAGAAGGCAGAUGACGAAGCCCGAGCAGCGGUGAUGCGAGAGCGCGAAGCGGACAAAAGCAAAGCGAGAGCGGAACUGGAAAACCUCGUAGUCCAGCAAAACAGCGCCCACACAGGGGGAGCGACGAGUGGAAAUGAUCAGUCUGAUCUUCGCCAGAAGCCGAGUGCCUCCUGA
This is a messenger RNA of Neospora caninum, 1599 nucleotides long. Its product is annotated as Mitochondrial protein-like, related. NCBI's taxonomy places the organism in Eukaryota, Apicomplexa, Conoidasida, Eucoccidiorida, Sarcocystidae. Gene Ontology annotation, molecular function: ATP hydrolysis activity; ATP binding. The coding region runs from base 1 to 1599 and encodes 532 amino acids. The transcript has 12 exons. The record is from RefSeq and is a predicted model, not a curated record.